This is a messenger RNA of Panicum virgatum (switchgrass), 702 nucleotides long. RefSeq names its product ent-pimara-8(14),15-diene synthase-like. Bases 18 to 314 code for a protein of 98 amino acids. Gene Ontology annotation, biological process: diterpenoid biosynthetic process. Gene Ontology annotation, molecular function: terpene synthase activity; magnesium ion binding. The record is from RefSeq and is a predicted model, not a curated record. The transcript is spliced from 2 exons. Lineage: Eukaryota; Viridiplantae; Streptophyta; Magnoliopsida; Poales; Poaceae.
AUCAGGUAGAUGAAGGAAUGGUCGCGCUGGCAGCUGAUGGGUUCCAUUCCUGCCAGGCUUUGUACCAACAAGAGCUUCAGAACCUCAAGAGCUGGGCGAAAGAGAUGAGGCUGGACGAGAUGGAGUUCGCGAGAGUGAUGCCGCUGGUCUGCUGGUUGCCACCUGCUUCCACUAUGUUCCCCUCUGAGCUAUCCGAGGCUCGCCUUGCCUAUGGCAUGAAGAACAUCCUGGUGACCGCAGUCGAUGACCUGUUUGACGUCGGGGGAUCAAAGGAAGAGUUGGAGAACCUUAUCACGCUGAUCGAAAAGUACUGAAACUCACCUCACAACAUAUUUCCUGCAGAUCGACAGUGACCAUUGAUGCAUCUAUAAUGCACCAGGGUGCAUUUUGUACAGAGAACGCUCCCACCCUAGUUGCAAUUGGUCUAAUCGCGCGGUUGCAACUGGUUUGCGUGCAGCUGCAACUAGUUCGUGCCUAGUUGCAACUGGGUCGGGUCCGGUUGCAAUUAGUUCGUGUCCAAUUGCAACUGGCCCGUCAAGUUCCAGUUGGUGCAGUCAUGCAGUUGCAACUGGGUUGCGUUCGGUUGCAAUUGGUUCGUAACCAAUUGCAACUGGUCUGUCGAGUUGCAAUUGGUGCAGUCGCAUAGUUGCAAUUGCGGGGGACUGUGCAUUUAUUAUACAGAAUGCACCUUGUUGCAUUUUA